AUGACGCAAUACACAACUUCCUUGUUAGCGUCUCGGUCUCUUUCAGAACUUUCUAGAGCUUCAGAGUGAAAGUACUGACCCAUGGCAACCAGCAGGAAUUUCGCCGACAAUUUCAUAGACGAGGAUCCGCAGAGAGCUCUUAAAGAGCUAAACGAGGCUUUGGAAGAGAAAGCUGAUAAUGCUGAAUGGCUUUGCCAGCGAGCUUACGCAUAUAUGCUACUGGAAGACUACAACAGAGCAAUUGACGAUGCCAAGAAAGCCCAGCAGCUGCAGCCAGGCCUGUCACUUGCUUUCUUAAGAACAGGUAUGGCAGAGUAUCGCCUUAAUAACUUCAGUGCUGCACAUCAGGCCCUCACAGCUGGAAAGGAGCUUGACGGUUCCAAUGAAGUCUUGCAAACAUGGAUCCAGCGCUGUGAGGAGAAAAUGGCAACACUCAUUCAAAAUGAAACUACAACCAUGCAUGUCAAACAUGACUGGUACCAGACAGAAUCGCACGUCGCAGUGACCAUCAUGGUAAAAAAUGUCAAGAAGGAAGAUUUGACUGUCAGCUUUGGUGAGAAGGAACUUACAGCUGCUUUAAAGCUUCCUUCAGGAGAAGAUUAUUACCUAAAGGUCCAUCUUCUGCAUCCUGUGGUCCCAGGACAAAGCACUUACAAGAUUCUCACAACCAAGAUAGAGAUCAAGAUGAAGAAGACCGAAGCCAUUCGGUGGGAGAAACUGGAGGGAGAAGGUAUACUGCCCAACGUGAAGCACUUCACUCCCAACCAAUACCCAUCAUCUUCCCACUACACACGCAACUGGGACAAGGUGGUGGGUGAAAUCAAGGAGGAGGAAAAAAGCGAGAACGUGGAGGGAGAUGCUGCACUCAACAAGUUGUUCCAGCAAAUCUACUCCGACGGCUCAGACGAGGUCAAGCGGGCAAUGAACAAGUCCUUUAUGGAAUCAGGAGGCACAGUCCUCAGCACUAACUGGACAGAUGUUGGCAAGAGGAAAGUAGAGAUGAACCCACCAGAUGAUGUAGAGUUUAAGAAGUAUUGAAGGGAAGAAAGGUGAUGGCAUUGGGCACACUACCAUAAUCAGAUUUAAAUCCUAAUUUUGGUCCAAUCUGCCUCCGCUAUUACAGACUAAAUAAUCCUGGUAUUGGACUACAGCAUAUAUUAUGGAUUCACAAAAAUUAAUACCAAUUACAUUUUUAAAGCACCAUGCUCUGCCCACCCAUCCACCCCCACAGUUUUUUUUCUUUCCUUCUUAAGGCAUGUUUCAGCAGUCUUCACUGCAGAGACAAGUUGAAUUCUAUGUAAUUCAGUAUCUAAUUAAAAUAAAAUGUAUGUUGAGCAUCUUAACUAAAAAUCUCUUUGGU
Molecule: messenger RNA, 1360 nt
Organism: Xyrauchen texanus (razorback sucker)
Lineage: Eukaryota; Metazoa; Chordata; Actinopteri; Cypriniformes; Catostomidae
Product: protein SGT1 homolog
Exons: 1
Coding region: 82-1038 (318 amino acids)
Biological process (GO): protein stabilization
Molecular function (GO): protein-folding chaperone binding
Source: RefSeq, a predicted model, not a curated record